UUCGAAGCCAAUAUAUGAUCUGGCCGGCAGGACGAACGGAGUGCGAAAACAUAUCUUUCGAGGUUGCAAGAAUCGUCUGAUCUGAUCAUCAUAAACACCACAGUAUUCGCCAUGGUUAAAAUCACUAAUUUUGCGGUCGAGUCCUGGAUGGACGCCUAUGAGCAUCACUGCAAAUACAACGUCGCAGAAACAUGCUGUGCCUCAGUCUCAAUAGAUCAACUGCGCGAACUUUCCGACGACAAGAAGACAGAGAUCUUGAAGACAGAUCGGUUGCUCACCUAUGGCGCUAUUCGAGGAGCUGAAGACUUGCGAACCAAUCUGGCUCGAUUAUACUCGGCCAAGGUCGCUACGCCUCUUAGCCCGAACAACAUACUCACCACUCCCGGUGCCAUCCAGGCGAACUAUCUCGCUGCGUACGCUCUUGUUGGCGAAGGUGAUCAUGUCAUCUGCCAAUACCCCACCUACCAGUCCUUGUACUCUGUACCGCAAUCACUGGGUGCAGAGGUUGACCUGUGGAAGGCUCAGCCCGAGAAGAACUGGAUACCCGACCUGCAAGAGCUGAAGGCAAUGAUCAAGCCUAACACAAAGCUCAUCGUCAUCAACAACCCCAACAAUCCCACUGGGGCAGUCCUGGGCAAGAGCUUUCUUGAACGACUUGUCGAAAUUGCGGAGGAGAAAGACAUCACGAUACUCGGUGAUGAAGUCUACCGACCAAUCUUCCAUUCAAUCAGCCCAAUCGACAAGGACUUCCCGCCGUCACUGCUGUCCAUGGGCUACAAAAAUGUUAUCGUCACGGGCUCCAUGUCCAAAGCCUACUCUUUGGCUGGUAUACGUGUAGGAUGGGUUGCAUCGCGAAACUCAGAUAUCAUCGAGAAGAUCGCUUCGGCACGCCACUACACAACGAUCUCGGUCUCUGGACUCGACGAGCAGGUUGCAGCAUAUGCCCUUAGCCCAGCAACCGUCCAUGGUCUGCUAGCUCGCAACAUUCAGCUGGCGAAAACGAAUCUUGCGCUUCUUGAGAAGUUCAUGAUCAAGAACGAAGACGAGUGCGAAUGGGUCAAGCCCGUGGCCGGGACAACAGCAUUUAUCAAGUUCCACAGAGAAGGCAAGCCGGUAGACUCGGUCGACUUCUGCAAGAAGCUGCUCGAGAAGACUGGUGUGCUCUUAGUACCUGGGUCACAGAGCUUUGGUGAGGAGUUCAAGGGCUACGUGAGGGUUGGGUUCGUAAACCAGACAGACAUCAUUCAGAAGGGUCUUGAGGAGGCGUCGAAGUUUGUCAGGAAGAACUUAGAUGAUGUAAACCUUGCGGAUUAGAACCUACAAGUACCGGAGAAGGACUAUUAUCCAGA
Molecule: messenger RNA, 1349 nt
Organism: Didymella exigua CBS 183.55
Lineage: Eukaryota; Fungi; Ascomycota; Dothideomycetes; Pleosporales; Didymellaceae
Product: PLP-dependent transferase
Exons: 2
Coding region: 112-1314 (400 amino acids)
Biological process (GO): biosynthetic process
Molecular function (GO): catalytic activity; pyridoxal phosphate binding
Source: RefSeq, a predicted model, not a curated record